Molecule: messenger RNA, 660 nt
Organism: Triticum turgidum subsp. durum (durum wheat)
Lineage: Eukaryota; Viridiplantae; Streptophyta; Magnoliopsida; Poales; Poaceae
Source: the annotation of a GenBank genome assembly
AUGGCUCCGAUGUCGAAGAUGGCGCUCGGCAUAAAGCGGGCGUCGAGAUCGCACACCUACCACCGCCGCGGGCUUUGGGCCAUCAAGGCCAAGCACGGCGGCGCCUUCCCCAAGGCCGAGAAGCCGGCCGCCGUCGCCGAGCCCAAGUUCUAUCCCGCUGAUGAUGUCAAGCCACGCACCGUCAGCACACGCAAACCCCAUCCCACCAAGCUCAGAUCGACCAUCACACCGGGCACGGUGCUGAUCCUGCUCGCGGGGAGGUACAUGGGGAAGCGCGUGGUGUUCCUCAAGCAGCUCAAGUCCGGCCUUCUCCUCAUCACUGGACCUUUCAAGAUCAAUGGCGUGCCAAUCCGCAGAGUGAACCAGACUUACGUCAUUGCCACAUCCACAAAGGUCGACAUCUCUAAGGUUAAUGUGCAGAAGUUUGAUGACAAGUACUUUGCUAGGGAGAAGAAGACUAGGGCAAAGAAGACUGAGGGCGAGCUAUUUGAGUCGGAGAAGGAGGCAACCAAGAAUUUGCCAGACUUCAAGAAGGAUGACCAGAAGGUCAUUGAUGCCGAGUUGAUCAAGGCUAUCGUUGCUGUCCCAGACCUUAAAAAUUAUCUUGGUGCCCGGUUCUCUCUCAGGGAUGGCGACAAGCCGCAUGAGAUGACCUUCUAA